Durusdinium trenchii is the source of this 2374-nucleotide messenger RNA. NCBI's taxonomy places the organism in Eukaryota, Dinophyceae, Suessiales, Symbiodiniaceae. The record is from the annotation of a GenBank genome assembly.
GUGCCGUAGAAGCACUUCCCAGCUAUUUUCGUGAAAGGAUUGAGAUCAUUCCAGCGUGUCCCUGGACACUCUGAUCCCUUGGUCAUAUCAGCAACGGAUGAAUGAAAGAGCAUGGAGGCGAAAGGGAAGAUGACAAAGUAAAGCAGAGGCAAGCUGCAGAAGUCUUCCGGCAAGGACAACAGCAGCUCCGAAAGGCUCAGGCCUCCGUGGGUGAUCAGGCUCUGGCUGAGUAUGAGAGCUGCGCACAACUCUUCUCAGAGGCCAUUUCUCUUCGUCCCAAUCAUGCACAGUACUACCAAGCUCGAGGUAGAUGUUUCCUUGCAGUGCAACAGUACUCACGGGCACUUGCGGACUUUGGAAUGUGCUGCCGGUUGGACGAGCACACUGCUAGACAUUUUGGCCAUCGCGGCCUCUGCUUCAGACGAUUAGGCCGUGUGGAGGAAGCUCUGCGAGAUUAUGAUGAAGCUCUUCGUUUGGAGAGGGCAAAAGCAGAGAAAGACCCAUCGGAAACUCACCAGCGACAGGCGGCGGAAUACUACUUCGAGCGGGCUUUGGUGCACAUCGAUCUCGAGCAGUAUGACAAAGCGAUUGAAGGCUUCACGCAGGCAUUGGAGAAGCGUUUGGCAACGCCGUACAAGGCCUUUUUUCACCGUGGGAUUUGCUACCGCAGAGUUGGACACAUUUCAGAGUCGAUACAGAAUCUGAAGGAAGCGAUUAACUUGGACACGACCAGUGCGGAAGCUCACAAUCAUCUUGGACUGUCUCACAUCAAAGAGCAAAACUUUGAAGAAGCCAGGAAAUGCUUUGCAAACGCCGUCGAGCUGGAUCCUUGUUCAAGGUAUCUAAACAAUCGUGGUCUGGCUUGCUAUCACUUGGAGAAGUACACGGAUGCAGCCGAAGACUUCACGGCAGCCUUGGAGGCUGAGCCGGGAAACGCAUCCGUCCUUUUUAACAGGGGAAAUGCUUCUUUUCAACUUGGCUGCCACAGAGACGCCUUGGCUGACUAUAGCGAGGCUAUUCGCCUGGAGCCGGAAAACGCCACUUACCUCCAUCACAAGGGCUUGGCCUUUCAGGGCUGCGGAGAAGUGCGCCAAGCCAUUUCUUGUUACGAAGAGGCUUUGCGCUGUGAUGCAGGGCAUCAUCCGUCAAGGUUUCACCUUGGCAUCAUGUACCAUGCAGAUGGACAGUAUGACCGUGCUUUGGAAGCCUUCAACGGGGGUGUUCCAGCAGAUGAAGCUCUUCAUGAGGCACGAGGCCUUGUCUACAGAGACAUGGGCGACUAUCAGACAGCGCUUGUGGACUUUGAUGCAGUUAUUCAGCUGGAACCACAGAAAGGAAGGCACUACUACAAUCGCGGGGUUGUCUAUCAUCGCAUGGGACGUGAAGAGGAUGCGAUUGAGGAUUUGUCGAGAGCAAUAGACCUGGGCAGCACCGAGGCCGCUGUUUUCAGCGAGCGCGGACUGGCAUGGAGAUCUUUCGGCAACAUGGCUCAGGCCGUGAUCGACCUCACAGCUGCAAUAGAAGCUGAUGGCACCCAAACACUCUAUUUGUCAAAUCGAGGGCAAUGCCUCUUUGAGCAGGGACUCUAUGAUAGGGCUGAGGCUGAUUUGAGUCGUGCGCUGCAGAUCGAUGGUCGUGAUGCCGAAUUGCUUUACAGGCGUGGAAUCACGCGCUACGCGCAGAGACAUUAUGCUGAGUCUAUAGCUGACCUGAAAGCUGCAUUGUCACAGGGGCCAAUCGCAGGACACGAGGCAGAGGUGUACUAUCAUCUCGGUGUCUCCUAUGCCAACUUGGGCAAGCAUAAGCUCGCCGUGCCUGCGUACGACCAAGCCAUGAGCCUCACUCGGGAGGAACGGCCUCACUAUUUGCAUGAACGUGCGAAAAGCUUACAGAUAAUUGGAGAGCACAAGAGAGCCUUGGACGACUUCUCGAAGGUGAUUGACAUGCAGCCAACAAAUGCACGUGCGAUGUUCAGGCGAGCCUUCAGCUUCAAGGCAGAAGGAAUGUACGAAGCCGCAGCGGAAGAUUUCGAGGCCGCCAAAGAGUUUGCACCAGAUGAUCCUCGUUUGGUGAUCAACUACCGUAAGGUGUACGAUGUGGCUUGUAUUUCCCUCGGACCUUGCGGACACGAGGACCCGAACGUUAGUACAAUGUAACCUCGCAAGAUUGUGAGGGCUGCCUGUUUCACCUGCAAGUGUCUCACCUCACAGAUGCCGUUCAAGAGGAACGGUGCCCAUGCCCGCGCCCCUCAUUUGUUGGCGCUCAAAGGAAAAGGUUGGACAAACUGCUGUCCGUUUGAGUGCUUUACUUUUUCCACCACUUUAUGGGGUAGCGGUUCCAAUCAUCAUUAACAUCCUCAAAAAGGAUAAAGUGU